AUGUGGGAAAAGAGACGCGAGGCAGAGGAUGAGAUGAGUAACCUCGAAGUGUUUGGCGGCACCGACGAAGAAGAAAUGCGCCUGGAAGACUUCAUAGCGCUUGGAGGCAAGCCUGUAUCCCGGGGCCAUCUCAGCUUCCAAGAUGCAGACCUUAGGAUUCUGCAGGACGGCGCCUUCGGUGGAAACCUGAUUGCGAAGACUGCGAGAAGCCAGAGGAAGAAGAGAACUGGGACCCGUGGGAGGAAUGGCGAGAGGGUUCGAAGGACGACUUCGGAUCUUGACGUAGAGGUCAAUGUAAUGCAGUAUUACUCAAAAAGUGCCCUCAUCAUCAUGCUCCAGGCAUGUUUCGAGAGAUUUGGGACGGAUUGA
Messenger RNA from Lecanosticta acicola, 369 nucleotides. Lineage: Eukaryota; Fungi; Ascomycota; Dothideomycetes; Mycosphaerellales; Mycosphaerellaceae. The record is from the annotation of a GenBank genome assembly.